CAGUCUUCAUCUCAUCGUCGUCGCGUUCGUGCGUGUGAAGAAAAGUCAUCUUCAGUUCGGUUUUCGUUUGUGGUGAAUAGUGAAAAUCAUUAUCAGACACCGGUUGGAAAAUUGAAGAUUUGUACGGCUAUCUUACGCCCAAGACUGCGUCAAGCCCAUUGAUAAGUGUUAUUGAAAGGAUUCCUCAGCUAGCGAGUGUGAAAGUAACCUGUUCAAUCAUGUGCAAAUUGUGGAAAAUCAUCAGUGAAAAAUCAAAUGUCACCCAAAGAUGCUAACAGCCACAUUUGAGCUCGAGCAGGAGGAUGUAAGUCCAAACAAUAUUUUGGAGCCACAGCAGCAGCAGAAGCAGCUAAAAGAAAAAUCCGACCUAACAACAUCGGUUAAGCAGCAGCAACAACAACGAGAGGAGAGUAAUCGAGUAACGACAAACCACGGCGCCGAUUCCGAGCGAAGACGGACCGCCGAGAAUCGGAAGUCGCUGUUCUUAUCGCCCCUCGGCUGUGGAUGGGGUUUCAACCGGCAGCGGCAGCAGCAACCGGAACAACGUUCCCCACCGGUUCGACAAUUUCCAUUGAUUAAACUAAAACGGCGUUACAAGGACAAAGAAAACAGUGUCAGAAGUCAGAAGGAGGAACCGUUGGAAAGCAGUAGCAAAUCAGAACGUGAAGAGGUUCCGACGAAGAAGAGAUCCUUGUUGGAACAAGUAGAGGCAGAUAUCCAGAGACGGUUGAAGGCGAGUAUCAGCGAGGAGAAGUCACGGAAGCGGAAGUUUGGCUGCCUGAGUUUGGUGGCUAUCGGGCAAUCCGAAAGCAAGAAAAAGAAGAAACAAGAGGUGGAGAGUGUUGUGCAGGUGGAGAAACCGGUGGUUGAAGAGGAACCACAGGAAGUGAUCAGUCAAGGUUCGAGCGGAAGUCUUUCCGUGAAAAGCAGACUCUCGUCGUCGCAGCAACAAAUCGACUGGGAUCAGGCGGAGGAAAUAAGCAUUGACUCUUCAACGGAGGACGGACCAGAGGAACCAGUCAAAUCCGUCUUCGAUUUCGACUCAUUGUUCGAAGAUACCAAGGUUAAACCUCCUCCGAUCAGGACCUACAGUGGUUGUUCCAGUUCGAGACUUUCUCUGUCGAAGAACUUUCUUCAGCAGCAACAACAACAGCAGCAGCAAGUGUUGAAUGUGCCUCAAACAGCAAUCGUAGCACAGGAGGAAGCGUCCCGAACAGACAAACUCGCCGGAGGAGGUGGUGGUGAGGACGACAUGUCCAUUCACCAUCAACAGCGCUUUAAUCUACUGUCGUUGUACAACAGUGUGAGCAGCACUAGUAGUAGCGUCAACUAUCAGCAGGAUUUUGUGCCGGCCUCCUCGUACCUACUGCUGGCGGAGGAGUCCCAAACAAUGUCCGCUCAUCCCCACUACACCCGUAGUAAGGUCAACUCAAUGCAGAGCAGUCGCCUGACGCUGAACUCUGCCACCGAUAUGGCCAUUACGGCGUCAAUGAAUGAACUCCCUAGAAGUAAGGUAAGCAGUUUGCAAGGCCGGGUGGACACGGGAACCGCAACGGAACUGGCUAUCGCCCAAUCGUUGAGCGAAGACCAACAGAACCUGCUGAACUCGGUUGCCGCGCCGGCAACUCCGGCCAGUAUAGCCGCUGCUGCCAACAUGAACAACUCGUUGGCCACCUUGUGCAACAUUGGUAACUCGUGUUACCUCAACUCGGUGCUGUACACGUUACGCUUUGCGCCGAACUUUAUCCACAAUCUGCACCAUUUGAUUGUAGACACGGACAGUGUCUACCAGAGGCUAAACCAAAACAAGCUGAAAUCCUCAUCCCUCGGACGGAACAUUCCCGGGCUGCACAACCCUAGUGGACGCAGUUGGAGCAGUAAGGAUCUGGCAUCGCUCGGAAGCUCCACAACCACCACCAACUCCUCAUCGUCAACCGGUUCCGGAACGACCACGGUCGGGGUCAAUGGAACCGGCAGUGGCGGUGGUGGCGUCAGUGGCAUCACGCUGCUCUCCCGGGAGGAAAACUUUCCGCCGAAAAGCAAUCGCCAGGUGGUGACCGAGCAGCUACAUGAACUGUUUCAGAACCUGCACCGGAAUGAGGACAUCGAAACGCUGGAACCGUUUCACGCGGGGAACAUCCUGAGGGCCGUGCAGGACGUCAGCUCGACGUUCGAGGGCAACCAGCAGCAGGAUGCGCACGAGUUUCUGAUGUGUGUGCUGGACAGCAUACGGGAGUCGUGCCAGGCGCUGAUUAGGACCAUCACCGAUCAUCCGGAUGUGCUGAUUAGUGCGUGCCCCGCAGUGCCGGAGUGUAUAGAAACGUUAGAACCGCAGCCGAAAAGCAGUACACCGUGGUCCUUCCGCUGGCGGAAGGAUUCGGUGAAAACGUCCAAGUCGACGAGCAACGGAGGCGGUGGAAGCAGUGGAGCUACCACACUGCCAAAGGCCGCAGGAUCUGUCGGUGGCACCGGUGGUGGUGGUGGAGAUGCGUCCGACUCGUUGACCUCCCUCUUUGGCAAGACGUCUUCCGUGGCGGACGAACGCUUGGUGCGGGACCGGCUGCAGGCGCUCGGGUUGGAUUUCUUCCGGGAUGAUUUCGAGGGCGUCACCGUGGCCAAGACCAAGUGUUUGGCGUGCGAAACGUGCACCGAGCAGAAGGAGACCAUGAUCGACAUCGCGAUUCCGAUCGCGUCCAACGAGGUGUCCGAUGCGGCCAAAAAUCCACAACUGUUCUACCAGAACUCCUGCAUCACGCGAGAGUACUUCCGCGGGGACAACAAGUACCGGUGCGAGGAAUGCUGCGGCUACCGGGAAGCCAUCCGGUCGAUUUCGUUCGAGGUGCUCCCCCGGCAGCUAAUUCUCCAGCUGAAGCGCUUCAACGGGGACAUGGAGAAGAUCAACAGCUACAUUCCGACGCCGUUCGUGCUGCGGUGCUUCUGUGAUACGUGUUUGCCAAAGCAGGACUGUGAUAAGCCGCACAUCUACCGGUUGUACAGUGUGAUAACGCAUGUGGGCGCGCGGAUGUCCGUUGGCCACUACAUUGCCUACACCAGUUCGCUCGAUGUGCACGCCGAGUAUCUCGGUUGUGGGAAGGACCGGCGGAAGCAGCUGUUCCUGUCCGGGGGCUCGCUGGAUGGGCUGGCCGGGAGCGGUGUCAGCGGAGGCAGCGUUGGAAGCAUCGCUUCGGCAAAAAGCAACAGCGAGAAGGGGCUGAAGAAGUUCUUCGGCGGGAAGAAGGCCUCCAGUGCGGGUGAUAUGAGCAAGAAGAGCAAAACGAUUGCAGUCAACAAAAUGAUCAACGGGAUAGAGAGUCUCAAUCUAAUCAACGGUUCCAGUACGGGAAGCAACAAUUCGGCCUCAUUCGGUGGUUCGCACUCGGGAAGCAAUAGCCCCAACAGCAACGGGACUCCAACCGGUGCCCUGGCCAGCCGGAUCCCGUGCGCCGGUCUCAAUUGUUGCGGAAUUCAUCCGAAAAAUAGUCAUCUUAGUUUGUACGGUAGCGGUAGUAGUAAUGGCAGUAGUUUUAAUUCGUCUUCUUUGGACGCCACCGCCAACGGGGCACAGUUCCUCCUGGACGGCGGCGGUGGGGUCAACGCGUCGGUCGAAAGUCACAUGAACUACAUCAACUCGAUGGCGAAUGGGCUGUCGACGGGUUCGGGGGCCGGGCCCGGAUCGCCCACAACGCUGGCCGCGUUCGAGCAGAGUCUAAGUCAGCAGCUGUGGCACAUGUGCGACGAUGAUAAGAUCAAAAUCAUGUCCCAGGCUGAGUUCGAGGAGCUUCUGUCGCCGAACCGGAGGCACGUGAUAACGCCAUAUCUGUUGUUCUACGCGCGGUACGAUUUGGCCCCGCAGAAGGAGAUGGACGCGACGGGGUUGAAAGGCGGCAGUGGAGACGGUGGCGGCGGAGGACCUACCUGUAGUGUGAUGAUCGACUAAUGACGGGUUAGCUCACGGGACGGUAGGUGAUCGAUAGGUUUUCGUUGCAAUUCGCGAGGAAUAGUUCUAUAUCUAUCUAUUCAUGUAUAACGGAGAGCGGAGCACGGUUCGGGUUAUAGAUAACAUACUUAUGUUCAUUCAUUGUAUAAGUUUUGAUUCAGUUUCCUGGCAAAUUUUCUUUCGGCAGUGUCAGAUUAAAUUGUUGGUGUUGUAAUUGGUAACAUAAUGAUUGGUUGUUAGCGACAAUACAAUAAAUGUUUUGCUAUCUGAUUCAUGAAAAAGUUCUACACUUCUACAAAUUUGACGUAAGAUUUGUACGAUGAGUACGUUAUUCAUUAUCAGGUUGUUAGUUCUCCAGGAUUUUAUCCGGACUCCCGUUUAGAACAUCUUCAAAAUCCAACAAAAACUGCUCCAGAGAUGCCUUUAUGAAAUUCAAGGAUAUACUUGAGGAUACCUUCAGGAUAUGCUUCAGAGAUUCCUCCUAAGAUUUUUUUAGAAAUUUAUUCAGUAAUACUUUUGAAUAUUUCCCAAGGAAGUCUUCAAAGAUUUUUUCAGGUAUGUCUCCAGAAAAAUGUAAAAAAAUCCGAUUUUUUUGGAGAAAUUUUGGAAUUAUCUUAUCUAUAAGCUUUUUUCUCGAAGAAUCUGAGUAAAAAUUCUUGAAGAAUCAGUUGAAUAGUCCCGUAAUAGUCUCUAAAAGUUUCUAUAGAGUCUGUCGAAUUUUGCAUCAGAUUUGACUGCAUGUGGAAUAAGGAAAAAAGGUAAAAAGUUUUGAGAGAGGAGAUUUCUAAAGUUCCUAUUUUAAAGACACUCAGACGCUAUCAGCCCUAAUUUAUAGACUUUUUCGCAAUUAUUCCCAAGGAAUUCUUUUUCAGAUUCCUCGAGGGAAAACUUCAAGAAUUCUUCUAGUGUCGUCUACAGAGAUUUCUUUGAAAUACUUUCCGGAGCUCCUCCGGGCAUCCCUAUAGAAAGUUUUCUGAAGGUUUUGCACAAGCUUCUCCCUCGCAAAGAAGCAAAGGCAGCACACUGCUCUAGAGUAUUUCACCUAACUCUAGUGAUGUUGAGGAGCAUUAUCAAGCCUGUUUGUCGCUAUAAAAGCUGUCGUAAUAACGAGCUUCGACUGUACUUUGAAUUGAAAGGUGGAAGUGGCAUUUCGAUGAACAUCUGAACGGUGCUGAGAGCAAGACAACGAAGGAAAAACCUGCUGCUUUCUACAGCAGACGAUAUAAACCAUUUUGAGGGAAGUUACAAUCGCCAUUCAACAACGCAAAAGAAAUAAAGCAGCAUGUAUAAGAUAUCAUUGGAGCUUGACGGAAAGAAAGUAGCCAUUUGUCUGCACCGGGUGAUAGGCACAAUCUAGAAAACAACAACUUCUUAUGGGGUUUGAGCACUCCCAAGCGAUCACAAUUUCAUAUUCAGCCUAGAACUGUUCUGCGUGAAUCGUAAGUCAGUCCAGUCUCAUCUGCAUUUCGUCAAAAUUGAGUUGAGUUCAGUUUUCAACACAUUUUCCAAUGCUUUUUCAGCUGCAUUGAUGAGAUAAGCUGCAUUGGUUUGGAAAAAUUAGGAAAAAAACAGCAAGUCAAAUUGUCCCAUAAUGAAAAGUAACCGCAUAUCAGUCCCACUACAUAUUUUCGCUAACACAAAAACGAAGUGUGUCUCGAUUAACUUUAUAUUUUUCCCGGAACUAUAUCGUAGUUAUAACCAGAUUGUGACAGUUUUAUACAGAUUUGAACAUGUUUCAAUCCUCUGGUUUUUUUUGAAUAUUUGUAUGGAAAACGAGUUUGGGAACUUCACAGCCCAUUUUCUCAGUGCCUACUUUUUACAGAUGGGACUGACUUGCGAUUCACGGCUGUGUUAUCCUAGAUCAGACCAAUUCUUUACUGUAAGACAAAUCCUUCUUUAAAGAUGUCAUGAAUAUAAGGUUCCAAUGCAUUUUCUUUUUCAUCGUCUUUGAGGCGGCAAACAACGUGCUGGGCUGGCCACGUUGCACAAAUACCGGAAGAUUUAGCAGAGAACAGAGACACGAGAAAAAUGGAGCCAAUCGAAGAAGAUUCACACCCAUAAAAAACGCUUAUAAGACCAGAAGUUCAGUGCGGGUACGAAACAAGCACUUGGUGCUUUUGAAAGUCGUUUGCUUAUCAUCACUAGACAAAAUUUAAAGAGAUAAGGAUAGAAGCGUUUUAUCGGAUGGAUGUGAAAGGUGAAGGCAGUACUAUGGUAAACAUUUGAACGAAGCUGAAAGACCUCAAAAAUUCAGGACAUCAAAGUAGAUCUCUACUUCGGCACAGCAGUUAGUGUAGACUAUCAGUUUCUAUUUCGUGCCCAGGCUUCGAGGACGUAGAGGAUUGAAUUUGAGUAUAACCGUACUUGUGUCCUCAGCUCAGUUCAAAUCAUCGUUACAAUACUGCGUGCACCUUUCAAUAACACUAUACAUGAACAUUGGAUGAGAUUAUUUUUCAUUUUGUAGUGACAGAACUAGAACAGCUUUACUGGGAAGCUUACCUGAGCAGAUAAAUUACACAUAUUAUGUGCGAGUUUUAUUUUUCUCAAACCCUAGUAUGUAAAAUGGUCGAACAUAGAUGAUUGAUACACUGUUUAAACUGACACUGUCAUAUUCCAUAUUUUCUGUUAUCUACAGUAUUUCUCGAACAAAAUCAAGAAUCGACAUUACAUCAUUUCCAUAAGAUUCAUAAUUACUCAAAAUGGGAAUAGCAAUCAACUGAUAAGUCGAACAUCCCAAUAAAAGAAAGCAUUACCAAAAAAAAAAAAACAAAACAAAAAAACGCAAAACUAGCCGAACUGUAUACAAUACCGCUGCAUACAAAACCUAAACCGGGCUUAAAUAGGAUAAAACCCUUAGUAAAACAGGAAAACGAUUUACAAAUCCAGAAAAAAAAACAAGCGCAAACUUCCACUUUGGGUGAAGCAAAUCAACCUCAAAACUCAUAUUCUGAAAAAAAGCAUAAAUUAAACAC
This is a messenger RNA of Aedes aegypti (yellow fever mosquito), 6909 nucleotides long. RefSeq lists its product as uncharacterized. Bases 269 to 3937 code for a protein of 1222 amino acids. Lineage: Eukaryota; Metazoa; Arthropoda; Insecta; Diptera; Culicidae. Gene Ontology annotation, cellular component: cytosol; nucleus. The transcript is spliced from 5 exons. Gene Ontology annotation, biological process: protein deubiquitination. The record is from RefSeq and is a predicted model, not a curated record. Gene Ontology annotation, molecular function: cysteine-type deubiquitinase activity; cysteine-type endopeptidase activity.